AAAUUAACAUUUAAUCAUAACAACAACACCAAGGAGGCAAAAGAAUGUCUUAGUACAAUUUCCUUCUCUAUUUUACUGACAAUACAAGUUACAUUAGUGGACGUGAGUAGGAUAUCAAAAUUGACAUCCUGUUUCGUCUCCACAGUGGAUGACGGACGUCAAGCAAUCUCUAGUGGCUGUAAGAACUAAGAAGUGCUUUGAUCUUCCAUCGCCACCAACCCAACAACACAACAGCCCCACCCCUCAUCUCUUCCAUCAUCUUUCUUUCGCCUCUUAAUUUCUCACUUCUUUCCCUUCUUCAUCUCUACGAGAGAGAGAUAUAUCAAAUUGUUAGACUCACUUCUCUCCACAUGUUACAAUUAUCUUCUUCCACAAAACAGCCACCCAUCAACGAUGGAGAUUGAAAGCGAUGAGGAACAAAUUCAUAAAAUUCAAAAUCUUUGGUGGGAUACCAAAACCGUGUUCUGAAUUGUAUCCACAGUUUAGUAUUCGGUAGAUUAAUACCAAAAAACUUGGGAGGAAACCCAAUUCACAUUUAGGCCUAAUUAGCGAAUCUAAUUAGUGGGUAAUGUUGCUAAUAAUAUCUCUGUCAUUGUCAAAUAAAGCUAUGAUUUUCACGAGGAGUAAUUUUUAGUCUAAUAUUGGUUGAGAAGGAAUAGUAGAGAUUUUGAUUAGAAAUCACCUUUUAAUGAACCUAAUCUUCCAAGAGGGCUGUGCUACGUACCUUCCCUUCGUCGGUUUCUAUUUCUCUGUUUUUGCUUAAUUACCAAUCCAUAUUAUUCCUUUCCUUAUUUACUAAUACAUAUAAUUGAGACCUGUAUCUGAAGUUUGUAAUCUGAAGUUUGAACGGUACAUUUAUUAUAAAUACAAUUCUUAAAUUACU
Messenger RNA from Rubroshorea leprosula, 883 nucleotides. Lineage: Eukaryota; Viridiplantae; Streptophyta; Magnoliopsida; Malvales; Dipterocarpaceae. The record is from the annotation of a GenBank genome assembly.